Molecule: messenger RNA, 863 nt
Organism: Pelobates fuscus (common spadefoot toad)
Lineage: Eukaryota; Metazoa; Chordata; Amphibia; Anura; Pelobatidae
Product: transcription factor atf-2-like
Exons: 1
Coding region: 138-764 (208 amino acids)
Biological process (GO): circadian rhythm; regulation of DNA-templated transcription
Cellular component (GO): nucleus
Molecular function (GO): DNA-binding transcription factor activity; DNA binding
Source: RefSeq, a predicted model, not a curated record
CCUGACACUAGCUGACCUUGUGCACCAUCUCACAGAUUAUUUGUUCUCAGUCCUGGUCCAGCAGCAGUGGUUCCCCAGGCUGGAUCUGGAUGAAUAAGGAGGUUGGCAGCCCCCACUUAUCAGAUUAUUAAUCCGUGAUGGAAACAGGACUGUGCAGCCCCGGCUCUGCCCUCCCAGGAGGCAGUAUGUCCGGCCCCCAGCAGGCGGCGCAGUCUGGGCGCCCGGAGCCCAGCAGCGCUUACUGGAUCCGCAGGAGGCGCAAUAAUGAGGCUGCGCGGCGCUGCAGGGAGCGGAGGCGGAUGGAGGAGGUGCUGCUGGAGCUGAAGGCAAUGGAACUGAUGAAGGAGAACCAGCGCCUGCGGGCAGCCCUCUGUGCCCUCUACCCCGGGCACCGCUCACUGGACUGGCAGAUAGCAAGCACCGCAUGCCCAGCGCAGACCUUGCCCCUCAACCAUGGGGACUCCCGUCUCUCAUAUAGAGCAUGGGGAGCCCAGACACUGCGCCCGGUAUGUCAGCCUGCAGCACCAGCCAGCCUGCCCCAGCCUUGCCAGCAUGGCACACAGCAGGGCUCACAUCCCAGUGAUCAGCAGCCCCCCUCUCUGCACCCUGCCAGUCCAGCCCAUAACCCCCAACCAGGGACUCUGGGACCAUCGUCCCUCACCAGCCUCCCACACAAACUGAGAAUAAAGGGGGCCCGGGCACUAAGCUGGGCAGGCAGGGGUCUAGGGGGUGCCUCCAGCGCCACUGAAAUUGGGGGGCACUAGGACCACGAGGUCAGAGUGUGCAGCCAAUGUAUAUUAUCAGUAAGGCUGGCAUUAUUCACUAUAAUGGACAAUGCAUGAUACAGGAUAACAUAAACUAUU